AUGAAGCUAACGGACAUCAAAAAGUUAAAAGUGGCCGAGCUGCGGAUCAGACUCACAGAACUGGGGCUGGACAGCAGAGGACUAAAGGCUCAGCUGGUGGACAGGCUAAUGAAGCUAACGGACAUCAAAAAGUUAAAAGUGGCCGAGCUGCGGAUCAGACUCACAGAACUGGGGCUGGACAGCAGAGGACUAAAGGCUCAGCUGGUGGACAGGCUGUGGUCCAUAUCACAGCCAGGGCAGCAGGAGGAAGAGGCCAAACUAAACAACGACAGCUCGCCGGAACCGCCGGAGCCAGCGGACAUCCCUGCUCCGUCCUCGUCGCCGCCGACAGAAGCUGGUGUUACUGCGCCGCAUAAAGUAGACCGUGGCAGAGGGUGCACGGACGCGGGCACGCAGACGGAGCCGGACCCCGGUCAGCCUGCUCCACAGCCGGAACCCGAGUGUGUUCCUGGGCGUGAGGCGGCAUGUCAAGCCGGGACAGGAGGGCCUGGAGAGGACAGAAGUGCUGAUCUGUCAGAGGACACGAGGAGAGGAAGGGCUUUCUACGAGUUCAAAGAGGAGAUCAAAUACAAAAGAGCCAAAUCACCAGGUCCUCCACAGGAGAGUUGUGAGGCAGAGGAUCAUGACGAAGAUAAAGUCAGAUUAGAUCCAUAUGGCUGCCACCUCCACUUUCAGGUGGGUCCAGAUGGAUCCUGCGGGCAGCCUCGGUUCUGGGAUCGGUUCCCUCUGCUGUGGGCGGGCUGUCGGCUCACUCAUGGGGUGCUGCAGGGCAGGGUGGGCUUUGAGGUCAGACUGGAGAGGAAGUUGCUGAGUGAACAACCAGAAGACCAGGAGGUCAGGCAGCUGUACGGUUUGAGAGUCGGCUGGUCUGUGGCCGAUGCCUCUCUGCUGCUGGGUGAGGAUGAACUGUCUUUUGCUUAUGAUGGAUGUGGUAAAAAGGUCUCGGGUGGAGCUGAAGAUGUCUUUGGGGAGCCUUUCUCUGAGGGGGACAUCAUCGGCUGUUACGCUUCCUUCUCUCCAGACGGGGAAGCUGAGCUCUCUUUCCAUAAGAACGGCCGUUCCAUGGGUGCAGCCUUUUCCCUGAGGUCCUCUGUGCUGCUGGGUCGUGCUCUGUUCCCUCACGUCCUCUGCAGGAGCUGUUCGGUCCGGCUGAUUCUGGACCCAAAUGCCCCCCCGUGGCACCCCAGCCCCCCUGGGUUCACGCCACUGGCAGCUGUCCCUGCUGGACAGACUGUUCGCUCCCCGUCAGGUCCUACCCCCAGAGCACAGAGGGAGGUAGUAAUGAUGGUGGGUCUUCCUGGUUCUGGAAAGACGCUCUGGGCUCGUACUCACAUGAAACAGCACUCGGAGAGACGGUACAGCCUGCUGGGAACUGAGGAGCUGCUGGCAUGUAUGAUUAGUGGUGGUCAGAGGGACCACCAGCUCCAGCAGGCCUCUCAGUGUCUGACCGAUCUGAUAAAAAUAGCUGCCCAGACUCCAGGGAACUACAUCCUUGAUCAGUGUAACGUGCUCUUCUCCGCCCGCCGUCACAAACUGCAGCUGUUUGCGGGCUUCAGGCGCCGGGUGGUGGUGGUCUUCCCCUCGGCAGAUGAGUGGAAAAGGCGACUAUCGCAGCACCGGAAGAACGACGAGGAGCACGUCCCAGAGACCGCCCUGCUCAAACUCCAAGUCAGCUGCAGCCUGCCGGAACCUCAGUCCGACCUGCUGGAGGAGUUGCUGUUUGUCGAGCUGCCAGCGGAACGGGCCGAAGCUCUGCUGGAGGAGUACAAAGAAGCAGCUCGCAGACUGCUCCCCCCCGUCCCCAAACCAGAGAAGAAGAAACCCAGACCGUACAGGAAAAGACCCCACCCUCACGGCCCUCCGCUCUCACAUCGCGUCCCGUGGACGGGGCUUCGCGUGCUUGCUAACACGGGUGUGUCGUUGCAGGAUGGAACAUGCACACGUGGAACCAUCAGCAGAGCUGAAGUCCAGCUCCGUCCGGACGGCAGCAUUACUCAUCAGUUAACCAGGAGACUGAACUCUGGCCACACCAGCACGGCGCGGAAACCCGCUUCAGCCAACAGAAGAUCACCACUCACCGUCUUUUAA
Molecule: messenger RNA, 2088 nt
Organism: Menidia menidia (Atlantic silverside)
Lineage: Eukaryota; Metazoa; Chordata; Actinopteri; Atheriniformes; Atherinopsidae
Source: the annotation of a GenBank genome assembly